Molecule: messenger RNA, 4543 nt
Organism: Rhopilema esculentum
Lineage: Eukaryota; Metazoa; Cnidaria; Scyphozoa; Rhizostomeae; Rhizostomatidae
Biological process (GO): hormone-mediated signaling pathway; activation of adenylate cyclase activity; adenylate cyclase-activating G protein-coupled receptor signaling pathway
Cellular component (GO): plasma membrane
Molecular function (GO): protein-hormone receptor activity; G protein-coupled peptide receptor activity; protein binding
Source: RefSeq, a predicted model, not a curated record
AUCUGACACUUUACCAUGGCUCAACGAAACCUAUGUGAACUCAAAGCUACAACUGCGUGAGGAAAAUUUUGAAAUGCUUGGACUUCAAAUAAAGGCUUGUUUUUCAUAAUGGCCUGGUUAAAACUCUGCCUAUUUGUGUUGUUAUUCGUAGAAGUGCAAAGUAGAGGAAACAGAAAGUUUUGUCCAUCUGAGUGUCAUUGUAAAGAGAACAAGAUUGAUUGCAGCCGGCUCAAUUUCACCGAAAUCGCUCGAGAGGUAUUACGAUACAAUGGAACAAUACGUUGUAACAAGUUAAAUCUGGAAGGAUGUGGUAUCAACGGAGAAAUUCCAAAAGGCUUCUUGAAAAAGUUUCCAAAUCUUAAGUUAUUACGACUGUCCAACAAUCAUCUAAGAAAGGUUCCAGAUCUGACAAAUUUGCCAAACUUGGACACAUUAUUCUUGUCCUCAAACGAUAUAACAAAAUUUGAUUCAGAUGCAUUUCAAGGACCAAGAAAGCUCAAAUACUUAUAUUUAGAUAGAAAUGGAAUUGUGGCUGUACCAUCUGCUGCCCUGUAUCCUCUGAAAAGACUCCAAACAUUGUCAUUGAAGGGAAACAGAAUUAAGAAAGUGAAAAGCAGAUCAUUUUAUGGACUUAAAAAGCUUUAUCGAUUGAAUUUGGACUCCAAUCACAUUAAGAAAGUUGCAAUAAGAGCUUUUCACGGCCUACUGUCUCUACGAGCAUUAAAAUUGAAUGGAAAUGCAAUCAAAGUUUUAAAGGAUGGUUGUUUUGCUGGACUGUCUUCAUUAACAACAUUAAAUCUCAAAGAUAACAACCUUUCUCAGUUUCCCAAAAAAGUACUCCAAGAUGUGAAGCAAGUAUCAACACUGGUCCUUGGCAGAAACAAGAUCUCAUCAAUACCUCCUUUUGCAUUUGAUGGAUUUUCCUCUCUCAAAGCUUUGGAUAUUUGGAAUCAAGUUCAUCUGAAGACUGUGUCACACACAGCUUUCAGAAACAUGGCCUCAUUGUCAAAGCUAAAAGUUCAUUGCAACAACGGAGCAACAAAACUGACCCAGUUUCCUGAUCUAAAAGGAACUCUCAAGCUGAAAGAAUUGGAUCUCACGUACUGCAAUCUUCAAGACAUGCCUGCUGACUUCUGCCAAAAUCGAACUCAUCUGAUAACACUAAAUCUUUUAUGGAACAAAAUCCAUACAUUGCCAAAGAUGCAGGCGUGCAAACAUUUGAAGUUCCUUGAUCUGAAGCAUAAUAGAAUCGAAUCUCUUGAUGGGGCUCUUACGAAUGUGAAAACGUUGAUGGAUCUGGACUUGAGUUCAAAUCACAUCAAACGCAUCGAAAAGGAUGACUUUCUUGGUUUGAAAAGGGUUGAUAAACUUGACCUUUCGCAUAACCUUAUCGAAGAUAUCCACCCUGGUGCGUUUGAAAGCUUCCACAAGUUGGAAGUAUUAUCAUUGGAGAGCAAUAAGCUAAAGAAAUUCCCGACCAAUGGCCUGGAGGCACUGACCCUCAUCAAUACAAAGGGUAACCCUGACAUGUUUGACUUCCCAUCGCACAGUAAGUUACCCAAAAUUAGAGCGCUCAUCGUGCACUACCCGUAUCAUUGUUGCUAUUACAGAGACAAGGAGCUUAAGGAGGAGGACUCAGUUGUUGUUAGAGGCUUGUCGCAAUGGAAGUUCAAUUGGCUUUGGGAUAGUGGAAACGAGACUGUUUCUGAUGACGAUGACGAAUGGCCUACGGAUAUCCCAGAUCAUGUCGAGGAGGAGGAUCUAGAACCAUUAGUUAAUAUUAACUCCACUAACGGAGAUAAAAAUGAUCACGUGUCUAUACCUGUUCUUAAGGAUGAUCCAAUUCCGCUGAAAAAGAAGGUUGAAUGUCAACCAAGACCAAACGUAUUUUAUCCCUGUGAUAAUUUGAUGACGAAGCAGUGGCUGAGAAUCUGCGUGUGGAUCGUGUUCCUGUUGGCACUCAUCGGCAACAGCGUUGUGCUUUUUGUAAUUUUUGCCAAUUGCUCCAAGUUUGACGUCCAGCGAUUUCUGACUCUCAAUCUGGCCAUUGCAGAUUUGUUGCUUGGCGUUUACCUCGGAUUUUUAGCAGUUGUUGAUAUCAUGACGUUUGGAAACUUUCGCGCCAAAGCUCUUGAAUGGCAGUUUAGUCCACAGUGCAAAGCGGCUGGUUUCAUCGCAGUUCUAUCCAGCGAGUUAUCCGUUUACACUCUGCUUGUCAUUACAAUAGAACGUUUCAUAACCAUUAAGUACUCUAUGUAUAUCAACAAGCAGAUGAGCGUAACCAAGGCUGUUGUUAUCAUGAUCUUUGGCUGGGUCUUUUGCAUAGCAUUAGCAGUGAUGCCAAUACUGCAAUUCAAUACUGAAAAUGGUGUUCUCCAUUUUAGUGGCUACACAAAGUACAGUAUUUGUCUUCCAUUUGAUGUCCCAGAUGAGUCAUCUAUCUCUCACACGCCUUCAAUUGUUUAUCUUUCAUUCGUUUUGGUUUUCAAUAUUUUCGCAUUUACCAUGAUCGUGUUCUGUUACGUGAAAAUCUUCCUCUCCGUUCGUGGUUCUGGUGCUUUCAACUCUGGUGACUCGCGUGUUGCAAAGAGAGUCGCGUUGCUUGUUUUCACCGAUUUCGCAUGCUGGUUUCCAAUCUGCAUACUUGCAUUGGCGGCUAUCCAUGGCGCACCCCUUUUCAAAGAUCUCUGGUUAGCCAAAGUGUUCACUGUUUUUGUCUUCCCCCUGAAUGCCUGUGCCAAUCCUUUCCUUUACGCCAUAUUUACCAAACAAUUCCACAAAGAUUGCUCUGCCAUGUACCGCCAGAUGAAGCAAUCAGACAUUCGACUAUUUGAUCGUCUGAACAAGAAAUUGCACCCAAGUAACUGGAAACUGUCGCCAAGUUACCAGGCUUUCCGACGUGGAUCAUCCUGCUCGUUUCACAUAGGACGACGAUGCUCGACACGCGGCGAUGAAUUACGAAUGAGCUCUCGCUCUACGUAUAGAACACCGAUGAACACCGAUGAUGAGCGAGAGCGUGACAGAGAAGAUCGUUGCGAUAAUCGCAUAGAAGAGAUUCACGAGAGAGAAACAUGCCUGUAGUCGGACAUGUUCCACAAGUUUCCACCGUAGCAGCGCAUCUCAAGAAAUGAAGCACUGUCGUCACGAUUCCAGAGCUACAUUUGUACCAUAUACUGCAUUCAUUCGAUUUAUGAAGAUAAUCAUAGUGAUAUAAGGAUGAAAUGUGGCAUUUGGAUCACGUGACAAUAAGGCCUAACCAAGCGACAAUUGCCUAAUGUUAGCCCUUUCGUUGUGAAAGGGCUAUUCUUGAAGUUCUUCACCGCCCAGGAGCCUUUUCCACCACCCAGGAGGCUUUUCCGCCACCCAGGAGCCUUUUCCACCGCCCAGAGAGGCCUUAUCCUCAUAAAUUCAAAGUUGUCGAAGUUGUUUGUAUUGCCUUUUUGGUUAAAUUGAUACAAUGUUGACAUGAUUUGUUGAUCAGUAACAUGGAUAAUCGCGAAUUUUGCCAGAAAUAAGAGAAGUUACGUGCUUCCUUUGCAUCAGCAAAACACAGCAAAGAAUUUUUGAUGACAAAUGGACCGAAUGGAUGGAUCCACCGAUGGAAGAAUCUUUUGCUUGUACCAGGAAUUAUUGUUUUUCAUUUAUAAGGUAUUCCUUAUACGAUAACACUGAACCGGCUUCCAUUGUUGGAAAGAACGUAAUUGAUAUAGAAAGAGACCGGAGGAUAAGCGGGAUCAAGGUUUUCUCUGGAUUGUCCGCAGCCAAAGAGAAUAACUGUGAUAUUUUAAUCGUCUCUAGAGAAACACUAGUCUCAGAUUUGAAUUUUUUGAAUCUAAUUAUUGAAAUUGCCUAGCUCCGUUAUAGUGUAAAAUAUCUUUGUCAUUGCUAUUGCUAAUAUCUUUGGUAUAAAAAUCUAUCGUUGCAGUUAUAUAAUUACCAGAAUAUAUUGUCUUUGUGUAAAUAUGAAAUAUCAUAUGUUAUCUUAUAGCCGUACUGUAUAUAUAAGGUAUUGCGACAGUUUCUAACAAAAAUCUUUAUAUUGAUGUAUACACGUAUGUCAACACAAUAUCCCCCCGCCCCCCAGUCUGUAACGCUGCCUCGCAAAAGCCUUAUCGCCGUAUUAAAACUUUUUUUCUCAAGAUUUUUUAGGUGCCAUUUCAAGUACUUUUUCCCCAAUUCCUUAUUCAAGACUAUUGACUUGUAUUCAUUUCUGACUUUAGUCCUUUAAAUGAACUUCUAAACAAUAAUCCUUGCCUGUGUCGGUUUUUUACAUUCCCAUACCAGAAAAUAGGGAUGGAGGACCCUCUUCCCCUAUAGGGCACGUUUUUAAGAUAUUUUUUGUAAAAUUUCUAUGCUCUACUUCUUGCUAAUAUAUAGUGUCCAGGAUCUGGUUUAUUUGUCAAGGGUGCCCUGACCGUUAUUAACACUUUGCAGUGCUUUUACCAAUUCCUGUAUUGUACAGACUUGAAGAUAAUCAAUCGUUAAAUUGUGAGUUAGUUUAUUUCAUAUUUUUUAAGAAUUUAAAUAAUUAGAUAUCAUUACA